Molecule: messenger RNA, 1704 nt
Organism: Cicer arietinum (chickpea)
Lineage: Eukaryota; Viridiplantae; Streptophyta; Magnoliopsida; Fabales; Fabaceae
Product: methionine gamma-lyase-like
Biological process (GO): transsulfuration
Cellular component (GO): cytoplasm
Molecular function (GO): carbon-sulfur lyase activity; pyridoxal phosphate binding
Source: RefSeq, a predicted model, not a curated record
GAUAACCCGAGACAACUAUAAAUAGACGUUACUAUCACUACAAAGUUCGUAUACAAAUCAAAAACAACUGUCUACAUACAUAGUACAACCACUUUUCCGUUUAUUUUCGUUUUCGUCAUCAUAGUACAAUUUCCCCCUUUCACUAAUUAAUCACUUUCCACCCAAUAAUUAAUCAUCACUUCAAAACCAAACCAAACAUGGCCGACACUUUCCAAACCACCACCACUGCUGCCAAGCGAAACCGUUCCAACAACGAUACCGAACCAAAAAAGAAACUCACGUGUGGCGACGGAGAUCCCGCCGCCGCAUUAGCCAGUACACGCCACGAGUUCGGUGAACACGGUGGCGUGAACAUGUCAAUCGAAGCCUCCGCAACGUUUACUGUGAUGGAACCAGAAACGAUGCGGAGGAUGUUCACAGGGGAAUUAGGCCCCGACCGCGAUUACUUCAUCUACAGCCGUCACUUUAAUCCGACGGUUCUUAAUCUAAGCCGUCUGAUGGCUUCACUGGAAGGAACAGAAGCCGCUUACUGUACAGCCAGUGGCAUGUCCGCCAUUUCCGCUGUACUUUUCCAACUUACUAGCAGCGGAGGACACGUGGUAGCUUCUAGAACACUCUACGGUGGGACCCACGCGCUACUCACACACUUCCUCCCAAGAACAUGCAACAUAACAACAACCUUCGUUGAGAUUUCCGAUGUUGAAAAGGUUGAUGAAGCUAUGAUCGAAGGGAAAACGAAUGUUUUAUUUUUUGAGUCGGUUUCGAAUCCGACUUUGACGGUGGCGAAUAUACCGGAGUUGAGUAGGGCGGCGCAUCGGAAAGGUGUGACUGUGGUUGUUGAUAAUACUUUUACUCCGAUGGUGGUUUCGCCAGCUCGUCUUGGGGCUGAUGUUGUUGUUCAUAGUAUCUCUAAAUUCAUUAGUGGUGGGGCCGAUAUCAUUGCAGGUGCUGUAUGUGGGGCAGCAAGCCUAGUGAACUCAAUGAUGGAUCUCCAACAAGGGGCCAUAAUGCUAUUAGGCCCAACAAUGAAUGCCAAGGUAGCAUUUGAACUAUCCGAAAGAAUCCCUCAUUUGGGCCUAAGGAUGAAGGAACAUAGCAACCGUGCAUUAGUUUUUGCAACAAGGUUAAAAAACUUAGGAUUAAAAGUAAUCUACCCUGGCUUAGAAGACCAUCCACAUCAUGAAUUGUUGAAAUCAAUGCACAAUAAAAAUUAUGGGUAUGGUGGACUUUUAUGCAUUGAUAUGGAAACUGAAGAGAGGGCUAACAAGUUAAUGAACUAUUUACAAAACUAUGGACAAUUUGGUUUUAUGGCUGUUAGUUUGGGUUACUAUGAGACACUUAUGUCUUGUUCUGGAAAUAGCACUAGUAGUGAGUUGACUUCUGAAGAAAAGGUUCUUGCUGGAAUUUCACCUGGUCUUGUCAGGAUGUCUAUAGGAUAUAUCGGGACUUUGGAGCAGAAAUGGACUCAGCUUGAAAAGGCUGUCACUAGACUUCAAGAAUAUGGAUUCCCUAAUAAGAAUUGAAUCACUUUUUUUUUUUUAAAUCAUGUUUGUGUUUGUGUUUGUGUUUAUGCUUAUAUUUUUGUUAUAAAUGUUUUCUCUUUGUAAUCAAAUGUGUGAUGUAGUCAUCAAUCUUUAUGUGUGUUUUUGUAAUGAAUGUGAACGACAUUCUGUCUUGUUAAAAUAAGUUUGAGAUUACUUUUUU